AGGGCGGCGGGCGUCCGGCUCUGAGGUGGUGGCGGCAGCGGCGGCGGUGGCGGCGACUCCGGACUGGGGUCGGCUGGGAGCGAGCGAAGGUCGGGGGGGCCGGGUCGAGGGCCGAUCCCCCGGCUCGACCAUCCGUCCGCCGCCCGGACGCCUGGGCCGCGGAGUUUGUGUCCCGGCUCGGACCCCGGCGCCCAGCCCGGAGCCGUAACCUUGAGGCGGCGGCGGCGGGGCCGGGCCGGGCCGGGCCGGGGGACGGCGGCGCUGGAUCCGCGGCUGCCCGAUCAUUGGCGGGAGAUGUCGAACCCCGGGACGCGCAGGAACGGCUCCAGCAUCAAGAUCCGUCUGACAGUAUUAUGUGCCAAGAACCUUGCAAAGAAAGACUUCUUCAGACUCCCCGACCCUUUUGCGAAGAUUGUCGUGGAUGGAUCUGGGCAGUGCCACUCAACGGACACUGUGAAAAACACGCUGGACCCAAAGUGGAACCAGCACUACGAUCUAUAUGUUGGGAAAACUGAUUCUAUAACCAUCAGUGUGUGGAACCACAAGAAAAUUCACAAGAAGCAGGGAGCUGGCUUCCUGGGGUGUGUGCGGCUGCUCUCCAAUGCCAUCAGCAGAUUGAAAGAUACUGGAUACCAGCGUUUGGAUCUAUGCAAACUAAAUCCCUCAGAUACUGAUGCAGUUCGUGGCCAAAUAGUGGUCAGUUUACAGACACGAGACAGAAUAGGCACUGGAGGGUCUGUGGUAGACUGCAGAGGACUGUUAGAAAAUGAAGGAACGGUGUAUGAAGACUCGGGGCCGGGGAGGCCUCUCAGCUGCUUCAUGGAGGAGCCAGCCCCUUACACUGAUGGCACCGGGGCUGCUGCGGGCGGCGGGAGCUGCAGGUUUGUGGAAUCCCCAAGUCAAGAUCAGAGACUUCAGGCACAGCGACUGCGAAAUCCUGAGGUCCGAGGGUCACUCCAGACGCCCCAGAACCGACCGCAUGGCCACCAGUCCCCGGAGCUGCCCGAAGGCUACGAACAGAGAACAACUGUGCAGGGGCAGGUUUAUUUUCUGCACACACAGACUGGAGUCAGCACAUGGCACGACCCCAGGAUACCAAGUCCCUUGGGGACCAUUCCUGGGGGAGAUGAAGCUUUUCUAUACGAAUUCCUUCUCCAAGGCCAUACAUCUGAGCCCAGAGACCUUAACAGCGUGAACUGUGAUGAACUUGGACCACUGCCGCCUGGUUGGGAAGUCCGGAGCACCGUUUCCGGGAGGAUAUAUUUUGUAGAUCAUAACAACCGAACAACCCAGUUUACAGACCCGCGGUUACACCACAUCAUGAAUCACCAGUGCCAACUAAAGGAGCCCAGCCAGCCGCUACCGCUGCCCAGCGAGGGCUCUGUGGAAGACGAGGAGCUUCCUGCCCAGAGAUAUGAGAGAGAUUUAGUCCAGAAACUGAAAGUCCUCAGACACGAACUGUCACUUCAGCAGCCUCAGGCUGGUCAUUGCCGGAUCGAAGUAUCCAGAGAGGAGAUAUUUGAGGAGUCUUAUCGCCAGAUAAUGAAGAUGCGACCAAAGGACUUGAAAAAGCGACUGAUGGUGAAAUUCCGUGGCGAGGAAGGUUUGGACUACGGUGGGGUGGCGAGGGAGUGGCUUUAUUUAUUGUGCCAUGAGAUGUUAAAUCCGUAUUAUGGGCUCUUCCAAUACUCUACGGACAACAUUUACAUGCUGCAGAUCAACCCAGAUUCUUCCAUCAACCCUGACCAUUUGUCUUAUUUCCAUUUUGUGGGUCGGAUCAUGGGCCUCGCUGUGUUCCAUGGACACUACAUCAAUGGGGGGUUCACAGUUCCCUUCUACAAACAGCUCCUGGGGAAACCCAUCCAGCUGUCUGACUUGGAAUCAGUGGACCCAGAACUACAUAAGAGCUUAGUGUGGAUUCUAGAGAACGACAUCACCCCCGUGCUGGACCACACAUUCUGCGUGGAGCACAAUGCUUUCGGGAGGAUUCUCCAGCAUGAACUGAAACCCAACGGCAGAAACGUACCUGUCACCGAGGAGAACAAGAAAGAAUAUGUCCGGUUAUACGUAAAUUGGAGGUUUAUGAGAGGCAUCGAAGCCCAGUUCCUAGCUCUUCAGAAGGGAUUUAAUGAGCUCAUCCCUCAACACUUACUGAAGCCUUUUGACCAGAAGGAGCUGGAGUUGAUUAUUGGUGGCCUGGACAAGAUCGACCUGGAUGACUGGAAGUCCAACACGCGGCUGAAGCACUGUGGGGCCGACAGCAACGUGGUCCGGUGGUUCUGGCAGGCAGUGGAGACCUUUGACGAGGAGAGGAGGGCCAGGCUCCUGCAGUUCGUGACCGGGUCCACGCGGGUCCCUCUCCAGGGCUUUAAGGCCCUGCAAGGUUCUACAGGCGCCGCAGGGCCCCGGCUCUUCACCAUCCACCUGAUCGACGCCAACACGGACAACCUCCCCAAGGCCCACACCUGCUUUAACCGGAUCGACAUCCCACCUUACGAGUCGUACGAGAAGCUUUACGAGAAGCUGCUGACGGCCGUGGAGGAGACCUGUGGGUUCGCGGUGGAGUGAGGAGCAACCAGAGGCGCCAGGUUCUAGCUCACGACCACCAGCCCAAAGCGCACGGCUCUGUGCGCCUCCGGCCUGCGACGCUGGCUGAGGCUCUGGAAUUCUCGAUGACCUGAGGGAAAGGCUUGUCGCCCCUCCUUUUUGUGGGGGGAGCAAGGGGGGCGGGGGGACUUUGGUUGGUGGCUCCCACCCACGUUUUCCUCCUUUGACAGAACUCCCACCCCCUCCCAUCACCCAUCCAAUAAAACAAGCCAGGUUUAGCACUGGCUUCGGUUACACAGGAUGUUAUGCUACGGUUCUGACACUGACGGGGACAGGCUCCCAGCCCUGUGGUCUUUCUGGGGGUCUCGGCACGAAGCUGGGCUACCCUAGCUCUUCUGUCUCAGAGCAGACCUGAGGCUCUUUUCAAGUCCAGCAGCUCAGAUUCCAAAUUCCCCAUCCAGCAGCCUGCUCUGGGUAACAGAUGGACUUCUAAGCGAACAGUAACCGUAGAAUAUAUGCUUCUUGGAAUUCUGGCACGGCAGGAAGCUGGAGUCAAAAAUGCACUUCCCUUUUGGAAAGGUAAGGGAGGAGGGCAGCGCUCGCUUGAGGCCCGGGCAUUUCUUUUCAGGGUAUCCUGGCUGAAAAAUUUGUUCUGCAUAGAGAAGAGUGAUCUUUUCUUUUAAGAGUCCCUUUAGCCACAUUAUCUGUCCAGUUCGAAAUAUUUUCCCAGUGAAAACACCACAUAAUGGAGCUUGUAAAAGGCCAAAACCAGCCUCAGGUCCAUGCACCAGGCGCUGUGCCCCCUGCCCCCCGAAGGGCGUCGCUGGUUCACUCGAAAUUAACAAACCAUCGGAAAGUGCCGCGCGCUGCGCUCACAGGACGGGAUUGUCAUCGUAGCUUCAGGCUCGGGGCCGACUAGCUUAAAAGGGAGAGAGGGAGGGAACCUCAUGACCCAAACCCACGCCAAGUUGCUGUUUUACAGAAAGCGGGUUGUGGGUAUAAACAUGCCCGCAGAGGGGCAGCUCCGCCCGGGCCUGUCCAGCCCACUUCCCCAGCGCCUAAUGGUGACGGUAACAGUUGCCCCUCGAUUCACUUCCCUGGCCGUCUCUGCACAAAGAGCAAGGCCAGGGCCGCCUCGACCCUGUUUCUAACACCGUUUCCCAAUUUGCACAAAAGUUCCAACAAUAUUUUAGCAAGUGGUGUGACUUCAGACAGCUAAACUGGAGCGGAAAGAGCGGCGGCAACAAGUUUUCCCGUCUGGUUUGUUGUUGUGUUUGUUUUCGGGCAAGUGCAGGCAGGUCAUUAGUGAGACAUUUCACUGCUGAAGCUUUGUUGUUGAGGUUCCCGGAUGUGGGGCCGGGGUCCAGCUUGCGGGUCUGAGGUGGGGGCGGGGAGCUUCCUGGCCGAGUUGCUGUCCUUGUCGUCACUAACACCUGUUAGCGUGCUGGGUGUGGAGGCAUCCGGACCCUCUGCGUCUUGCUGUGGUUCUUUUGCUUGACCUGGAAGCGGCCUGUGGUCUGACGUUCGGGGGCUGCCAGUUGCGGGCUGUGGUUCCAGGAGCGGAGGGAGCCAGGCUUCCGGGCUCCUUGCUGAAGUUCUGGGACCGGAAAGAGGCCGGUGCCGCUAACUGCAGGGGGAGACGGGGGGUCCAGCGUGGAAGGCCAGGCCGCCUGUGCGCUGUCCCCCUCAAGUCCUGCUUGUUGGGCUCUCCUGUGUGUCAUUUACCACGAUACUCGAGGGUGUUCUAGAAGCUGGCUCCUGUGACGCCACGCAGUCCUCUCUUGGGGUCUUCUUGGGAGGAGUGAGGAAAUGAAUGAUAACAGACCCCCCCCCCCACGGGUCUCUCUAAUGAGAACCCAAACCGGGAGGAGGAGAUGUCCUCGGGAACUGAGACCCCAAGACUGAGGGAGGAAGACCCACCUGGUUUUCCUGUGGCGUCGGCCACAAUCCCUGGUAAUUAGGAGGGAAACAAGGGUCCAGUGGUUGAAAACAUCUGGAAACAGGAAUGUGGCAUCUACGUUCUUUAAUGCUACCUUCCUGCUGUGAGGAGGAGGGGGACAGCGCCUCUGCCGGCCCCAGGCUGCUCUCCUGCGUCGGGUCACCUCAGCAAGAUCCAGGGGGUCGUGUCCUGGCUCCUCCAUGGGCAGCUGGGGACACACGCGUUGCCCGCCAUGAGGCCUGGUCUCUGCUUUCCUACUUGCACUUGGGCCUGGGCACCCUCAGCAGCUGUGCGGGUGGAGCCUGACAGAACAGAACCUUCCAGAGCCCUAGUUCCCUCUUGCCAAACAGGCCGGUCAGUGGCACUGCACUCCCAGAACCUUAACUGUUCACCGUGGACUGGGCCUCUGAACCUCCCUCCCCCACCAAAGAACAGUGUGGCCCCAGGUGGUCCAGGCUCCCGGUUACUCCACUUUGGGUCUGGUGAACCCUCCCAUCGGCCACCCCUCUCGGGAACCCUAGACGGCCCACCGGUCCCCUCGCCCCUCUGCCCAGAUGCUUCAGGGCCCGCCUCUCAGGCCUGCCCUCACCAGCGGUCCUCAGCCACCCUCAGGGAAGCAGCAAACCGCCGCUCUGCCAGCGCGUGGGCAGGAGGAGGGAGGGGCCUCGCGGGCCGCGCGCAGGGCAGGUGGUCCUCAGCUCUGAGCUGUCCGAGGACACGCCCCCACCCCAGCCGCAGCCAGGUGUGCCCCACACGGCAGCCUUCCCGAAACAUAGUAUGAAUUUUUAAAAUUUGUUUAUUUUUGUUUCUCAACCACUUUAUAAUGUAUUUUUAAUUUAUUUUGUAACGUCUUGCGUGUUGCUGCUAUCCUUGUUACUCUCCCCACUGUUUUUAUUGCCGAUUUAUUUUGUGAAAGUUGUACACUAAUGUUCUGUUUUAUGUCAAAAUCAAAAGUAUUUAAAGAAAUACUAGUUCUAUUUGAUGUGGUUAUGGAACCAGCUGGAAACAACAUAGGCCGUGACUGCACAGCAGGCCGGGCCCGGGUGGCAGGCUCGUUUUGUUACACAUGCAAUAAACUACAACUUUACAUUU
Messenger RNA from Camelus dromedarius (Arabian camel), 5578 nucleotides. RefSeq names its product SMAD specific E3 ubiquitin protein ligase 1 (gene SMURF1). Gene Ontology annotation, molecular function: ubiquitin protein ligase activity; protein binding. Lineage: Eukaryota; Metazoa; Chordata; Mammalia; Artiodactyla; Camelidae. Gene Ontology annotation, biological process: protein polyubiquitination; negative regulation of BMP signaling pathway; proteasome-mediated ubiquitin-dependent protein catabolic process. The record is from RefSeq and is a predicted model, not a curated record. The transcript is spliced from 19 exons. The coding region runs from base 295 to 2568 and encodes 757 amino acids. Gene Ontology annotation, cellular component: cytoplasm.